AUGGAAAAUACAGAAUUAUUAUUCUUUGAUACAUUUUCACAUGACAUUUCUGAAGUAAGUGUUAGGUUACUUUAUGUAUCUAUAAUAAUAUAAUAUAAUAAUUUUAACAAAAUUGUUUCAGGAACUUAAUUUAGAUUUAGUGCAAUUUCCAAAACCUGUUUAUAUAAGUGAAGUUAGAAUUAUUCCAUUAGGUGCUAGAGUUCAAGCUGAUUUUCCUGGAGGUGUUCGUUUAGGGGCUACAAAUCCAUCUCAGUUUGAAAUUGAAUUUUUUGUAAAUGAUUUAAGUAAACCUGGUGCUUCUACAUUUGAAUCACUUGGGGAAUUGGAAUAUAAACAAAAUAUUCACAUUCAAUUAGAGUGUGAAAGGAAACAAAUACCAACAGAUGGAUUGGUAUUGAGGGGCUGGUAUACUACUAUUACUUUAGCAGUAUAUGGAACAUUAACAAAAUCUUUAAAUAAUCCUCAAGAAGUUGUUAGUUCUGCUGCUGGUUCUGCAGCUUGUGUUAGUGGAUUAGAAGAAACUGGGGAAAAUGCUACUCAAAUUUCAGAACAACAAUCAGAAUGGUACUAUGAAAAUCAAGCACAGACAAAUUCAAAUGAAACAUGUGUAGCAGCAACACCUCCACCUCCUAUACAACCAAUUCAAAUAGUAGAAUCAUCCAGAAAUUCAACAUCAGAUACUGGAAAAACAGAAAUGGGACAUUGGGAAGAAGAUGCUACAAAUAGCACUUUAAAAUCUACAAAACGUCCUUCUUCACCACCUUCUGAAUCUUUAGUUUCUUUAAGUCCUGAAAGCAUAUCAGCUGAAGAAGAAGAAGCAGAACAGGAUGGUGGUGAACAAGAAACAGGAGAACCUUUUGAGCCUAUAUUAUCUGAUGAAGAUAUAAUGGCAGAUGACAUACCAUCUACAGCAGAAUAUGAAUGUGAAAAUAUUCAGUUAAAUAAUAUUUAUUCUAUAACACCACCUGAUCUAUUGGAAUUGGAAGAAUCAAUGAAUGUUGCUGAAGAAUGCCACAUUAGCAAGGAAAUGUUGGAUAAGAUUCAUGAAAUAUUUCAAUCUCUAUCAAAAUCAGUUUUACAUUUUAAUAAUGCUUCAGGUCAAGAAAAAGAAGCAUUUGUUCAUAAUUGUGAAUCUUUAUGCGCAAUACUCAGUCCUUUUCAUUUGAAUAAUACAGAUUUUAAUGAUUUGACCAAUAUCGUAAAUGCUGGUUUAGAUAUGGAUCUUGCACGUGCUCAACCUCAACCAGCUUACAAAGUUCGUCACGUUAAAGUUGGUGUACGAUUAGCAGAAACUUUGUGUAAACUUUCAGAAGGUCCAGAUAUUCUGUUAAAAGUAGAUGCACCUUAUAAAUUAUUAGCAUUGUGCAUGCGUGAAAAUGUAGCACUUCCUGUCAAACUUUCUGCUCUUCGUACAUUGGAUGCUGCAUUAAUAAGUCCAAUAAUUGUUCGAGAAUUUCUUAAAUCAAAAAGUAAUUUAUAUAAAAAUGCUCUAAUGAUGUUAGAUACAGCAAAAUUAGCAAGAUUAAAAUAUGCUUUAAGUUCAUUAUUACGAAAAGUUCAUACAUAUGAAUUUCUUGAUGAAAUGAAAGAAAUUGAUGAGUUGGCUAUUACGGAAUUAACAAAUACAUAUGUAUGUUCGCCCACAUUAAUGGCUCAACCAAAACGUCAGCUUCCAGCUGGAGCUCAAAUGGAAUUUGAACGAGAGCAUAAUCGAAAUCCUCGAUGUCAUUUGAUAGCAUAUUUUGAAUAUCACAAACUUUUAUAUCAUAUUCUAUUUGCCCUUACAUCUCCAAAAUCAGAUUUGAGUUUAAUUAAAGCUACUCGACGUUUUCUUUUACGUAUGUCUGGUACAAAAGAAGGUUUAUUAUAUUUAUUAAAAGAUCCAGAAGUUACCAAAUUAAUCUUAAAAGCUUUAAAAUGUGAUUUACCUGGUGCAGGAUCAGUUUUAGCUUGGCGUCUUCAAGUGGUACAAUGUUUAUUACAUUUAAAAUAUCAACCUUCUGAUUGGAUGGCUUUAAAAAAACUUCAUUCUUUCUUGAUAUUUCCUGAAGGUUUACAAGCUAUAAUAACAGUACUUCCUAAAGGAGAAUUUAUUGAUAUUUUAAUUCCUUAUCUUUCUGAUUCAAAUUUGUGUGAAUUCUCUGCAGAAAUUAUAUCAGCAACAAUUCGUUAUUCUGAUCGAAUAGAAAUAUUUCAAAAUCGUGCUGCAAUUAUUUUAGAAAAAUCACGAACACAAGCUGUAUUAAAAGAUGUUGUAUCAUAUCUGACAACAGCAGCACAGCCAUCUCAUUGGAAUUAUGGGGAUGUUUCUCCACUUGUUGCAUGCAUUAGAAAAAAUGCAGAUAAGGCAGCUUCUUUGCCAGGACAACUAAUUACAGCAUGUAGAAUUCUACAUUAUCUUAUCUUUCCUUCAAACAAUGAUAUAGAUCCAAUGGAACCUUACAUUGAAUUAAAGUACAGGAAUGCAUUAACUCAAUUGUUUGCUGCUGAUGGCUUAACAGCUCUUAUUGCAGUUAUGGCCAAUAUUUCAGAAUUUUAUGAACAACCAUUUUUACAUCGUGCAGCUCUAACAGGCAGAAGAGGUUUAGCAUUAGUUGCAUUACUUCUUCCAUGUGUAAAGUUAACAAGAGCAUUACUGGAACGUCUUGUGAAAUGUAUGGCUACAGAUUUCAAAGAUCUAACAGCUGUGAUACCAUUACUUGGCGUUUAUUCAUUAGUAGACGCUAUUCCUCCUAUUCGAAUUGUUCAAACUUUAUCUGAAGAGAUAGUAGGAACACUUUUAGUAUUUACACAGGCUGUAGAUUCAGAUGGAUCAGGAAAUGUAGCAAAAUCAUUAUGGACACAAAUGUUAGGUGAAGUCCUCAAGAUGGUUUCUCUAAGCCCAUGUAAUUUUAUACCUGGCUUAAAACUUUUAACAAGUUUAUUGCCACCUGUUUUAACUUUAAAAGAAACAAUGACCGAAGAUGCUACCCGAGUUUUAGGCUUUAGAAAAUUAUGGUCUGCACACUUGCAAGCGCAAGCUAAUAACUUAACUGAAACAUUACGACUACUUUGUGCAAGUUGGAAUAAAGAUUUAUUAGUACUUCUCUCAAAAGUAUGUAAACAAUUAAGUGAUUUAGCAGCACCUACAGCAUUACUUGUAGGUAGAUGUUUAUUAGAUGGUGUAAUAGCUGCCACACCGCUAGAAAGUAAUGUUUUAAUUCUUGUUUUACUUAGUGAACUUGCAAGACACGCACCUAUGAAAGCUACUUUGUUAACUUUAACCAGUCCUGCAUCUAGAGCACAAGUUAAAUCUGACCAAAAAUAUCCACCUGUUAUUGAAAUGAUGUGUGUGGUACUUAAAAAUACGAACGAUAUUCGAAUGCAAUAUGAAAUUUUAGAUAUCUUUGAAACAUUGUGCGAUUGUACACUAAGUCUUAUGCAAGAAGAUAACAGUGAACCAUUUGAAAAGAAACUUACACAUUCAGUACCGAGUAAAGAACCACUUUUAUCUAUUUUAGCUGCAUUAAUUGAUAUAUUAGCAACUAGUACAAAAUUUGAAUCUGAUAUAUUACAAAGUACACUUCGUAUACUUUUGUCUCUUAUUAGUCAUAAUUAUGGUUUGUAUCAUGUAAAAAGCUGUUUAGAAAACAAUCCUGAUGCAUUACGAUCAUUAUUAGACCAUAUCUCUACCUUGGAAGAUUCAGAAGCUCAAUCUGUUGUGGAUUUAACUAUAAUGUUUUUAGAAAAUUUAAUUGCAUCUGAAUCACAAGGAAGAUCUUUGUAUCUACGUAUACAGCAAUUAGCAGCUUUAAUAUUGUGGGAUAAGAAUGAUCAUCCUUUGGAAAAAAUAAAACGUGCACAAGAAUUAGUUGAAAUCCUAAAAUCUGCAGAAGAUAAAGAAGAAAAAGAACCAAUUCCAGAAAUGUUAGAGCCAUUAUUACCAACUCCUGAAGCUCUAUUGAAUCAAUUCUCUCAACGAUGUUUGGGUACUCCAAAUUUUGCUUCUAAACGAUCAAAAAAAUUUACAUUUAUGUGCCCAAAUCAAGUAUCAAAUGAAAAUACAAUAGAUUUAUUAGCACUUGCAGCUGAACUACUUCCUACCGAUUUUAAUUUGUUAACAGAAGCUCAAAAUUUAUGUUCUAAAACUCCACCUGAUGAUGCUACACAACCAUUACAAUCAAAAGUUCAGACUGAUGAUCAAGAAACUAGAGAUGUACAAAAACAAACAUCUCCUGUUUCUAAAGUAAAACAACCGUUUGUUACACCUAUGCGGGGUCGAACACAAUAUACUAGUUCUUUGAGAAGUGGUCCAGUAGUAGGAAGUGUGGGGAGAGGAGCAGAUCCAUUUAGAUCGAGACCACCAAAUACUUCACGACCACCUUCCCUUCAUGUAGAUGAUUUUGUAGCAUUAGAAACAUGUGGAGCACAACCAACGGGACCUACAGGAUAUAAUAAACUUAGUAUUCGUGGUACUUGUCCCUCACGUGCAAUCAAUACAGGAACAAGAAGUCGUCCUUGGACACAAGAAACUCGUCCUCCUUAUCUUCGCUAA
Molecule: messenger RNA, 4534 nt
Organism: Heterotrigona itama
Lineage: Eukaryota; Metazoa; Arthropoda; Insecta; Hymenoptera; Apidae
Source: the annotation of a GenBank genome assembly